Messenger RNA from Aspergillus alliaceus, 222 nucleotides. RefSeq lists its product as uncharacterized. Bases 34 to 189 code for a protein of 51 amino acids. NCBI's taxonomy places the organism in Eukaryota, Fungi, Ascomycota, Eurotiomycetes, Eurotiales, Aspergillaceae. The transcript has a single exon. The record is from RefSeq and is a predicted model, not a curated record.
GAAAUAAAGGCCAUUUGAUUUACUUUCUCGUCCAUGCGAACAUUACCGGGGUUUGGGGCCGGCCAACGGGAGGAGGGAAGAAUCCGCGGGGAAAUCCUGGCUGAUGACCGUGGGUUAGGCAAGACCCUCACCGCGCUCAGCCUUGUUUAUUGGAUAUGCUGUUUGUCCGUCUCGCUCCUGUGGGGGUAGUGAGCACAUGGGUAUCCCAGAUUUAUACAUAUU